Cladophialophora immunda is the source of this 1932-nucleotide messenger RNA. RefSeq lists its product as uncharacterized. NCBI's taxonomy places the organism in Eukaryota, Fungi, Ascomycota, Eurotiomycetes, Chaetothyriales, Herpotrichiellaceae. The record is from RefSeq and is a predicted model, not a curated record. Bases 65 to 1846 code for a protein of 593 amino acids. The transcript has 2 exons.
CCUGUCUACCGCCCUCAGUCCAUGUCAAUGACUCGCCUUGUCUUCAUUUCGAGGCAUCACCUCCAUGACUGCAUCUAGGAUCCCCAAUAUGUCCUCGAUUUGGGACUUCAAAGACACUCUCUUCCGGGCACUGGCGGCAGCUUGCGCUGCCCUGGGAGAGGAAUCUUUCAGAAGUCAAUUGAGGAGCAUCGCGGAAUACUACGGGGAUGGGGCAACAUUCCACGAGGUCGAGACUCUCUUCACAAAGGAUGUUCCUGCAAAAGCAGAGCAACUGAAAAUCGAACUGGCUAAUCGCCACGGCUGUCGCAGGAACAGCCCGUCGAGAGGCUCGGCGCGACUUCAUCGGCCACCUUUGCUCGAUUUUGAUGACGAGGAUCUUAGCAUCCUGAGCCCUAGGGAGGUCGAAAUCCUCAAGGUCCGAUCUAAAAACUCGCUUCAAGCUCCUGCAAAACGUCUUCGAGUUGUUGAGGGAUCACCUCCAAUUUCGCGCGCCAAUGAUGUACCAGCGACUGAGGCCACGGCUCCUCAAAAAAGGCCCGGCAUCACCCAGAUGACGACUUCUAAGGCUGCAAGGAACAAGUUCGAAAGAGGCCCUGCGAACCCCGACGGUCCUGAUACGGGAAGAAACCCAACGGAUUGUUUUGCCCAGCAGAGUGUUUCCCAGCCUCGAAAACGCCGGUUCUCAGAGGUGCAUGAUUCGGUGGAGCUCCAGACUGCAGGUCGCUCCUCUCCAAGUACGACUACGCCACCAAGAUCUGAAUCCUUUGGCUAUGUCACGAAGAAUGGUGAAUAUCGGUGUGCUCUUUGUCAGCGGCAACUGCCCAAUGAAAAUGAUCUCAAGCUACACGAACAAAUCGGCGAGGAGCACACCCGCAGUUUGAAAGAUAGGAGAAAGGUCAUCAUCGGUCGUGAGAGACUAGCCCAGCACACUGCAGUAUUAGCUGGUGGCCAGAAUGCAAGUUCCCCCGUGCUUGACCCGCGACUGAGGAUCCAUGAUCUACUCGAGUCAAGUCCGAGGCCCGCCGCAGCUGUCGAGUGCUCGGAAGUGGGAGAAAAUGGUAACAGCCAUGAUCGUGAACCCUCUGUGCGUCGGAGCCAGGACCGUCAAGUUUCCCCAGCAGGCAUUGACGAAAAACGACGACUGCAUCUUAGCACUGCGCCAAUUCAGCAAAGCGCCGACGACGCAGCAUCCGCAUCAGCUGCGGGACCUUCUCAGCCUUCCGACAGGGGGAAAUGCCGCGCAGCCUCACUUGCAUCUUUAUCAGAUGAUACUCCUUAUCCACGAGCAACACCUGCAUCAGCAGCAGGGAUGUAUACAAGGCCCACGACCGCCCAGACUGAAAUAGGAACGCUUAACACUCCCCAUAUCUCCCAACACGUUGACUCUGCUGUGACCCAGCAGCCUCACGAUAUCGAGACAAGCCCGGACGAUGAGAUGCCUGAACUCUCGCCCAGCACCAUCAAGGACAUCAUGCGCUCGACCGGAUUGACCAUCCAAUUGCUAAACAGUUUCCGGAAUUGCGUGUCUGCUCGUGUCAAUGAAAUCACCGCUUCCGCGGAUCCCGGGCCCGCACCUGUCCCCGACUCCAGACCCGAACCUCAUUUUACAGGAAUUAGGAGUACCAGUCCCAUUGGCAAUUCUGCUGUUCCCACGACGUUGGUCUUGGAAACUCUGGAUGAAGCGGCUUCGUCCAGCGGCGUGACCUCUAGCGGCGGAAAUUGCAAGCAGGGAACGAUAUCAGCACCGGGGAUUGGAGUACGUUACGGCAUCAAACGACGAGACAGGACAGAGAAUGGCAAGAAGAAGGAUGUCGGCGAGCCAAUAUCUGUCAUCGUUCUCGACUAGUUGUUCUUGGAUGGAUACAUUUCUGUCUCUUUUUUUUGGGCAUCCCUCCCUCCAAGGUACAAGAUUGAUUUUUACGGUAGUCAUCC